AUGCCACCAAAAAAGCGUGGUCACAAUGCCCGCGGACGUGAGAAGAUAUUUCGCAACGCCGUACAGCAUGUACACGUGGGUAUUGGCUACAACGUCCUCGGGGCGAUAAACAUGCAACCUGCCGGUGGAUUCACCGAUGAUUGGGCGCCACAUCCCGAGAGCGAGGAUUGUGCCUUCCUUACUGAAUUGAACGAGCAAAUGCUUUCUCACUCAACCACAGAUUUUAAGAGUUUCCGGUGGGAGGUGCUGGAUUUGUGCAGUUCACGCGCAUUGUUUCAACUUAAUCACCGUAAGAUAGCCCAAAAAUUGUUACUUGCCAUGAUGAACCGUGACAAGUUCGCUGAGGGAUUUGAAGCAUUUGCUCGACUCACCGUGGCCUUUGCACGGGACAUGCGUGAAAAGUUUUUUCUAUAUUUUGAAUGCUUCCAUCAGGCCAUUAAUGGGGGUAUAUAUGACGCGAACGGGCAGCUUCUGGCGGAAACUCGACGCCUGCAACUUAUUUUCUCUGCACAGGCAGCGUGGUGCCGUGAAAUGCGACCCUUUUGGCUCCUGCAGGAGCAACGAAAGCUGGUCGAACUUGUCAUUAAAUUGUACGUGCGACAGAUGCAUGAUUCAAAGGAAUACAUACGGCGGUUGGCAGCCGAAGUCCUGGCGUCGACAUGUCGAAUGACGCGUGAGUUGCUUCCGUUAGUGUUGGAAGUAAUGUGUGUCGAUGUUGUGCACGAUUUCAAAGACUACUGUGGUGACGAUGCACGCAAGGUUCGCGGCGCAGACGAUGAUGUUGACGGAAUGGAUAACGAAGAGGAAUAUGAGGAAAGUCAUGGUACGAUUGGUACUCACCAUGAGGAAGGCAAUAGGGUAAGGGAAGUGAUGGGUUCAAAAACAAAUGCUCUGACACUCGACCGACUAUUAAGGUACCAGAAGGAACGUCUCUCGUUCCUUCCAGUUGUUGAUAGUUUGUGUUUCUUCGCUGCUGAUGUUCUACGUGGAAUUCGUGGCUCACUCAAUACAAAUUUUGAGAACUUUUACGUCGUGCUAAUAUACGUUUUUGGUCUUUCCAAGCGCACAAAUUUCUCAAGUGCUUACGAUUCUGGGUACGGAGUAAACGAACAAGAAUUUUUCGGUUUCACAGUGGAGGAAGCCGAAGGGUUUGCCCAUUAUACCCAUUGGAAAGAGUUGUUUCUUGAGAGUCGGGAAGAAUACGAAAAGGAAGGGGUGGAAUUCGUGCAACAGCAUGGUGAUACCCAAACCGGAGUACUUGGUGAGCUGGUGCAAAUGAUCGGAGCCACUUCGAUCGGCAGCGCUCUCCGCACUUUGAUUGAGGAGACUGCCAACUCCUCAGCCACUGCCGCCUCAAUGGGUGAUGUUGAUGAUGAUUUUGAGGAGGAUAGAGAUGAUAGUGGAAGCGUGCACUCACCACCGUUGCAAAUGCUGACGACCGUGGUGGCAACGCUUGACUUCACUGCUCCUUUUCUGCAUCUACUUCAGCAGUUAUUGCAUGCCAAGGAUUGUUUACUUUUGUGGAAGGGCGCUUCGCUACCGGCGAUACGACAAAUGGCAAAACAACUACAAUUUUUUCUGGCAAACCGGCGGGAAACCUUGGCACACAACGAUGUUGCGAUAUGUGGACAUCCAACGGCAGGUUGGUGUCAUCUCGUACGCUCUUGUGGUGCCGCACUCGAGUUGUUUACGCCAUUAUGUGUUGAUACCGGGAUGGUGCCGCGCUCUCACAUGGCCAAAUUACACGAUCUGUGCCUGCCACUUUGCCGUGAUAUCAUCUCAACGUGCGUGUCAGUUAGCUCUUUCAAAGGUGAUGGGUCUAUUGGUCCUCAAGGUGUAACGUUGGAUUUAGAGCUGCAAACUUCAACGCGGCUUUUGCUUUUUGCGUUUGUGCAAGAUGUGUUGCAGAAAAACUACGCCUACAGCUUGCGGCAAGAACGGAUCAUUCAUGAGCGUGACGAUGAGGAGAGCGCAAACCAAAUGGGAACGGUAGGUCGAAGUAGAAGUGGCUCUGACCGGGUAAAGUCUCGGUUGACUUCCUUCGCGUAUGCGCUUCUAGCACCAGUGCUUCAUGCCUCGUGUAAAAUGGCAAACGCAUCUCUCUCUAAGCUUAACAGCGGAGACACUCUUGAAGACAGGGACGAAGCUAGUCACUCUUCGGGUCCGGAUGAAGAGUCGAUAGCGUUUCGUGACACAACCCACGCGGUUAUGAUGAUUGGGAUGAUGUGCGAUCGCACAAGAAACACUUCAGUGAGCCCCUUACACCUGCUGACCACGACGACCCUUACCACCGCCUUUGGUGAGGGAAGUAAAAAGAGAAAUAAUAAUAAUAACAAUAAUAAUUUGUCUCUUGAGGAACGCGUCACGCUAAUGAAGGACAUUCAGACACUUUUGCUUGGCACUGCUGCGCUGUUUACAUCCUUGCAAAGUGCUGCUGAAGCAUUCACAGCACGCACGAAAGCAGCUAAGUGGGCCGAUGUACUGAUUGCCGUUCUUCCUCCUGCCCUCGUUGUUGCCGAGGCAGAACGCACCACACUGAGACAAACACGAGGAAAUGAGCCCGCCGAGGCAAACGCCUUGUUCGCUUGGCAGUUUCGCGAUGCGCUAUUACAGGUGAUAUCAGCGGUGAAGCUGGCUGUGCAUGGGGCGCCAUCCGCUACUUCUGCACGUGUCACUGCUUCUUCUUUUGCUCUGUUCGCACAAGCUUCGGCUUUGCUCAUGCAAUUGGCACCCCUCUGCGGUGCACCGGAAAGUGAUAAAGACUCCAUGGAGUUUAUUAGGGAUGCCGUUGUAAUUCUUGCGACUAGCUUUGAGGAGCAUCGCGUAGUGAUUUUGGGUGAUAGCGAGGUGGGACGGUUACUACACGGUAUGGAAUGCCUGUUGCAUGCUAUGUUUCGAUUGUUUGGUGUGGAAGAGAGCCUCGUAGCAGAUGGAGAAGGUAGUGAAGCUACUGUAGCUGUUCAUAAAAAGGAAAAGGCGAAGGGCCACGUCGUAUCACAGCAAAUAUCACAACAGCGGCAAACCUUUCUUAGAGCAACGGCGCGGCUACAUGAAACAUUGGACGACAAGUCACAACGUGCUUUGGUCCAUACGCUUUUAUUUGAGGCUCUUGUGUCACCGAUACAGUCGUUGCGCGUCGUAGCGUUGCGCCUGCUGAGGCUUUUCUGUCACCCUGAAGUGGAAGAUACUAAAAGGGUUUCUGGUUGCAGUUCGGUCGAUCCGACAUUCUUCGAUUCGUUACUUCGCGCUGAACUUUUUAAUCCUCUUUCAUCGGCAGGAAAUCUGGACGGUAUUCAGCAAGCACUUGCGAAGUUAUCGUUUGAUGCCGCUUCUGGAGCGCUGCGUGAGCCCCUGAGGCGAGUGAUUCUCGCAAGGGCAAUGAUGGGGCUGCUGCACACAAAAUAUUCUGUCGCCUGGCCCAUUGCACUGAAGAUUCUCUCCGAUCUGGUGAAAAGUGAGGAUACAGUAGCUCGACGGCACGGCACCGGUUUACAUCAGCUGAGAGACGACGGGUCCCCUUUCGGUGACAACGAAGAGGUUGAGGAUUGUAAAAGUUUACUUGACCCCCUUGUGUGGGAGACCGUUAUUUCCCGGUACGCACGCUCCAUUGUCUUAGGCGACAUUGUUCGGGUUGCGUCAUCCGCUUCUAACGAGUGCGAUACUGAUGAUUGUUACAAUAAUAACAGUACCAGCAACUACAAGGGCACUGAGUCGUCCAUUCAUAGCAGCAGUUCCCCACUCUUUUAUCGAAUUCAACUGACAGAUAUGCAGCGACACGAGAAGGGCGAGCUGGUAAGCAAGGACUUUUCUACAGCACAGUAUAAAAGUUCCACUGUUACUUGGUUGUUACUGGUAAAUAACGAUGGUGAAAUAUUGAUGUGGGAACGACAUUACCUCCCGGCUGUUUCACCAACAUACACACAUGGUAGAGCUGCAGCACGUCACGCAACAGAUCGUGCUGUGUUGGCAAAGACGUUUCUUUCGGGCCUAUCGGACAUGGCUCGAACGGGUGGAGGAUCGGCAGCCGACACCAAAGAUUCACUUGUCGCGGAGUUAGCGGUUGAGUUAUCUGCGAUUCGAUGUGGGGAGCACCCAAGCGGCAUACGUCAUCUCAAGAUGUUGGACGAACGUCUCACGUUGGCGUUAAAUGCCUAUACAGCAGCCGCUACAGUCGCCUACACAGAAGAAGAGUCUCCCCUACAGCCGUCGGGCCAAUCAAGGGAGGAUGCAACCCUCUUAACUAAACGGCUCCACCGAAUUUGUGCAAGUCUUGUAUCAGAUUCAAAUACCAAACUACAGCGGGCAGCGAUUGAUCUACUACGGCGUCUUAAGGUCGCACCGUUUUCCCGUUAUUACCGUCAGCUUGUCCCAUUCUGCGACACUCAGCAGAACCUUUUCAACUUUCUUUCAAGUUUUCACGUGGAGACUGACGUACCGCAGGAGCAUCGGGCCGAUUAUAUCGCAACUGCGCUUACUGUUGCUCUCCCCAAACUGACGAGCAGCGUUUCACGGGAUAAAGUGAAGGAUCAGGCGGUUCUCCAGCGUCGACUACUCGCUUUUGUUACGCACCUCACGGACAGAGGAGAAUUUACAGCUGUCCUUAACGGACUUGUUCAGAGACUCAUUGUUGAGCAUGUCACACCAACAAAGGCUGCAGGAAGUGGGGUCUUUUGUUUCGGCAGCUGGUGGGAAAAGUGGGUAAGAGAACAAACACAUUGUACACGCCGCCUUGAGCGUCUACUGCGGCAGUUGCUGAACACCACAAAACUGUUGAGUGCACUUCUGCAGGCGGUCGGAAAGGGGUUCUCCUCGUUCGCAGGCACUUGUCUACUACUUGGGAUAAACGCGUACCUUAUCAGUUGCAAACAAACCCUACUCGCCCCAUUGAGUGCGACCACUUUCCCUGGAAUAAACGGCGGUGCUUGUGACGACGGAGCGACCCAAGAAGAGAUUGGGUGGCGCGUGAAAAGUGCACUAAGCUCUUCAGCACUGAAGUCACUCAUGUCUCGGAUGCGCCGUGGAGCAGCGACGAUGGUAGCAUCUUUAUUUGAGCAGUUUCCCGCUGAGGUUAUGGAAACCCUUCGUGCUGACCUCGGUGUAGGGAGCGGCGAUACUGGUGCUGCUUCAGUUGAGCACAGUCUUAUUUCCCGUUAUGUCGCUGCCCUGCAUAUGAACGGUGGAGGUGCUGUGGCCGAGUUGAUUGGCGACAGCCAACGAGCAGCUGCGACUCCGUUUAUGCGUCUGGUACGCGCUUGGAUAGCUUCACCGCAUACGCUGCCGCUCGUUGGCACAUUCGCAGGUGCUGUUACGGAGAUGAUUAAACAGUUAUUUGCUGCAAAUUCGACGGUUACCGGAACCACCAAUACCAGUGGUUCGGGACUAUCGGUCUUAUCGAGAAAUAAUCAACAACAAACUGCAGUACUGGCCUUGCACGAAGGAUUGCGCUGUGUCGCUGAACUUCUAAAUGCUAGUGAUGAGCAGAUUAAUGUUUUUGGAGCGACUGAGCAAUCGACUUUACGUGUCAUGUUUGUCGAACCUCAUGUUUCUGAAAUUUUCACAUCUUUGUACACACUCAUCAGGAGAGGUGCUUCAUGUGGUGUCAGGGAAAAGAACACUCGUUUCCCCGCGUCGAGGGAUAAGGGGGGCCGACCCGCCACAACCGUUAUGUCUUUUAGUGUUUCUAUGUGGAAGGAGCUGAUUGCGACCGUUUCCAUGCUCACUGAAUAUGUUGUAGUAAUCGAAAAGCAAAAUGCCGAGGAGAAGGAGUCUGCUGGGGGGAAGCACGCUAAUUCGGAAGAUACAAAUACAAUGUUGUCCCGUCUUCUAGAGAUGUGUAUUGCCUUUGUCGCCCAUCCAGCUUGUAUGAAGGACCGGGAAACUUGCGUGGCAGCAGUUGGGGUUUUGGAAUAUCUUUUACCACACGUUCAUCGUAUUAACGUGCUGCUCCACUACGAACCCCUCGUGCACCUUUUCAAUGCAGUGACAAACCCAGAGGCACGGCUGCUACUUUGCCGGACGCUGAACGUUAUGCUUACACAAAUGGGUGCGGUUUCAUCUUCUUCCGAUCCUGUUAGUUGCUUCUGCAACGAAGAAAACACCGAUUUUCUCCUUGACGGUGUGCAACGUGGCUCCAGGGGCUACGCCGCACAAUUGGCCGCGGUGGGUCGGGCAGUUUCUUGCCUGAACAGUUUUGAUGAUAACAAUAGCUCGCUAGAUCGCUAUGACUUUGAUCUCCGUUUCCAUACGCUGCGGACGCUACAGCAAUUCUUUCAUAAUGGUGGUGAAUCUGCGCCGGUUAGCAUUGGGAAACGGAAGCGUGCUCAACAAAGCCAAGUAAGGGAAGAGCGUGAUUAUAGCGGUGAUUUUGACUCCACCAUACCACUUGAUGACCUCGAGGCCCCGGUGCUCUGCGUGGAGGGUUUCCUUGUUUUGGCUUCGAAUGCUGUAUUUUUCCUUCGCGAUCCUGAGGGAACCAUCUCGGCUCUUGCUGUUCAAGUUGUUGAAGCGAUGAUCCGAUAUGCAUCACGUCAAAAUACGAGGGUAGCUGAAUACGAUACACUCAUUCUCAACCAAGUCAUUAGGCGGAUCAUCUUGCCCUCGCUACGCCGGGGUGUUGUGGCACGUGACGUUCAUAUUCGAAACUCACACAUGCAGGUGUUUGGUGCCCUUGCGCAGCACUACAAAGACUCAUUCCGGUCAUUUGCUGCGCUUUACGACCGCAAUGUGGAGCUCAAUUUCUUCGUUAAUAUAGGUCAUUUACAGCACCGAUGUCGCCUAAAUGCGCUUGCACUUCUGCGGAAGAAGGUGGACCAGUUGCAUCCACGUGACGCUCUCCGUGUUUUCGUUCCGUUUCUUUUGGCCACCGUGAAGGACUUCGCGCAGGGUAAAAGGGAUCUACAAAACCUCACGGAGGGACGUGCGAAGGGAUACUGUGAUGCGCUGUUGAACACCGUGGCAACUGUUGCAGGUAUGUUGCCGUGGGAGGGUUACUACCGUUUACUAAGCCUGCUUCUUAUUAAUGCACAGGAAAACGCUUCCUUGCGGCUUCCGAUGCUUCAGGGGGUUGUGUUGGUACUCGACCAUUUCCAUUUUUUGGAGGAAGGUGUCGAUGAUAAAAUUGGUACCUGCAGUAAUAAUAAUAAUGAUAUUCCUGAAGAUGGACGGCAAAGAAAGGGCGCCGAGGAGAGUCCUCAGACAGCGCAGGGGGAUGAUUAUGAUGAGGAUGAGGAUGGAGAAAAUGACGAUGAUGCAGUGGCUGCAGCUUUGGAAGUGACACUUCGUGCUAAGCGCAUUAAAUAUCGCAAUGCACGGAUAAUGCAUGUGAUGGAGGAUGACAUCUUACCGCAGUUGUACGGUUUUUUAUCGAGUGGCACCCGUAGAAGUGGUAUUCAUGCGAGUGGGUCUGAGGUUCUUGUAAGCGCUCACACUGCCACAAGUGUUAGAGAUGAAAUGCGGAAGACUGAUGGGGCACAACAAAACACGACUAUCCUUCAGUUACCAGUUGCAAUCGCCAUUACGAAGAUUGUGAAGCGCUUUCCGCUUGACAGGUUCUCUUCGCAUGCAGAGCAAUUGCUCGAUGAAGUGGUUCUGAAACUCCGAACGAAGAAUGAUAAACAUCGCGAGCGGGCGCGCCGUGUCCUCAGUGCAAUGAUGUGCGAGGUUGGGCCGGGGAAACUGGGUUUCAUUAUUACAAAGCUUCGGGAUCACUUAGUGCAUGGCUACCAGUUGCACGUUCUAGGUUACACAGUUGUGACACUUCUUUACAACCUCUACGAACCGCGCCACUCCCUUUCAUACGGGAGGAAAAAAACACCAGGAAAAAAACUUCACAAAGAAGCCGGGGCGAAGGCGCGGCAUUCUGUAGUGGGAGGUGGCGAAGCAAUCAGACCAAAUGGUAGUCAACAACACGACAAGCAGGGAGGAGGCGCACUUGGUCAAACGAGUAACAGUAAGGAAAAGAGCGGUGAUGAUGUUACAACGGGCAACCACGAAGAUGACGAGGAAGAAGAGCUACUACGCAUGAUUAUACCUGCUGCUGUUCAAUUUGAUUACGAAUACGGUGUCUCGUGUUUAACCGCCUGUCUUGACGAUAUCAUGACAAUACUCCUUGAUGACUACCUUGGCGAGGUGAGUGAGCAGAAACGGCAGGUGGAACUGAUGAGCACAAUGCUUGAGGUGAAGAGCAGUCGGGCACUGCAUGGUUUUACACUUAUCGCAUCACACUGUCAGGCGACCCGCGUGAUUGAAGUUUUUCUGCAGAAAAUAACAUGGUUGCUCACACCUCCUAGCGAAGCAGCUAACGUGGAGACUAACACCCGGGGCGGUGGCGCGCGUGCUGGCGCAUUGCUGCUGCUUCAAGAACUCAAGACAAAGUAUAGCACCAUCGGCAAAAGCGCUGCGGCUGACUUUGCUUUCGUGCAGAAGGUGCGUUUGCUGGCUGUCCGUGUGGCCCGAGCCCUCCUCAAGAACGCAACCAUGGAGGUGGAAAGCUCAUUUCGUGUGGUGCGGGACUUGCUUCACCGCCACAACGAAACGAGAGAAGAGAAGAUUAAAAAGUUCGAAGCAAAAGAAGGGACCCGCCGUAUCCGAGGAAGCGCACAGCUCAUAGCACAGCGCCCGUCCGUGAUUGCAACCACGCGUCGUGAGCAACUGGAUGCUAAUUUUCUUGUCGCACCACGACCGGAGCGAGUGGACGUCGACUUUAGUGCUCAUACUGUACUAGCCACUCAACAGAAGCAGAAACUCCGAACGUAUCGUGGUCGAUACGGCAAAGACGUGAAACAGGCAGCAAAGCACUUUUAUCGUGAGGACCCAACAGCCGCAGUGGUUCUCGACACUUUGGAUGAAUUUCUUCUUAAAUACCUUCUGAGUGUGCUCAAACAAGUUCUCGGCAUGGGAAAAGAGCGUAAGUCAUCCAAGAUUGCUGUACGUCUUGAUCUCCUGCGCUCAAAAAACAAACAAAAGGAGGAACAAACCGAUGGAGAUAACUACAUCACUCACACCAACGCAUCGGACGAAGAGGGAGAACAAGAUGCUUCCAGCGUAUCUUCGGCUGACGUGCUACUCGAUCCGGAGAACUUGGAUGACAGAGAGGGUGAUGCACUGGAUCGAUUUGCUGCUGAAGCCGAGGAGAGGGAUGACGAACAGAGGCAAAAGGAAACCGGGGAGCCGUCUAAAAAAUUAUGUGUUCGGACGGAAAAGAGGAAACGACGUGGCUCAGCCGAUUUGACGGCAUCAUUCACUCGACACUACCAACAACUAUUGGAAGAGUUGGUGCCUGUUGUUUUGUCGACACUCCAUGGUGAGGGGAGUGACGCGGUUAUCGGGUACGCACUUGACUGUAUGCUGGCCCUUCUCUCGUUGCGUCCACCUUUGAAGAUCGUGGGAAUGUAUCAUACAAAUCUUUACGAUACCGUUACCGCCUUUUUUGAGCGAGGUGGUUCUGUCAAGCAGCGGGCAAUGCGAGUGGCAGCGUCGGUAAUAUCCCACCAGCGUUUUACGCUAACGGAGGCACAAGCGUCACAAAUCACAGGCCUUUGCCAUGCAGAGCUGGUUGAGCGUAAUCGGUUUGCUCCUAUGGCACUAACCCUUUUUUACGCUGUACUCGGUAGGCACGUGCACGUGGUUGAGGUGUACGAAUUGAUGGGUGUAGUGACCGAGUUACUAUUGCAUGUCAGUGCUAAGCGGCUUAUGCGCCAACGAUGUAUUUCCGUUAUCACUCGUUUCCUAACAGAGUAUCGGAUGACACCGGAAAAAUUCCGGUCGCACAUGGAUUUAUUAUACCGAAACAUGGAUUACCCAGAGGUAACCGGUCGUAUCGCUUUAUUGGAGCUCUUCAUCGCCCUUAUAAAUCGACUACCCACUGUAGUUCUGAGGCAGGAGGCUCCAUUGCUGCUACUCCCACUCGCAGUUACUCUGUCGGGCUCAGAGUUUCUUGAGGCGAGGAGAAAGGCGGGCACGGCACUUCAAGAUUUGGUGCGGAAUGCCGGUGUUGACACUGUUGUGCCUACACUAUCAAAAUGGCUUGAAAAAGAUCAAACCCGUAAACGGAAAACAAUAGCUCUACAAACUUGGGCGUUGAUGCUUUCUGCCAUUGCAUCUGCUCUCGGACUUAGUGGGAAAGACAAUGAUUCAAGCUCGGAUAAUACAAAGGGUAUCACCGCAGAGGCGGAGGAGUUCGCUACUUACUAUACCUGGUCACUACCAUCCAUUAUGGACGCAGCAACAUAUGAUCAAAUUAGUGCGUCGCGCAUCAGGCGACGUUCCGAGGAGCUUUCAGGAACUUUGCGACGAAAGAUCGAAAUGAAGGGUUGGAUGUACGUUUUCUUUGGUUUGCGGUGCGUGGAAGCAAUAGCUAGCGCUGCUCCCUCGCUUGUGUGGCACGAUGUAACCUUUGCCAAACCCCUUGUGCUGUAUCUUUCUGGCCGUCUUAUUCUGCACACGCAUCCCUGGGUGCGAGGGGUGGCGUUGAGGCUACUGGGUAUGUACUGUACGAAUGGUGUGGAAACACGGUGCUCGUAUUUGGUUGAUGAUGGAUGGGUUGGUGCACAUCUUGUCACUAGCGCAGUGGAAGUGUUGGGGAGCAAAAGGAGAAGGAGUGAAAAAGACACAAGUCAAAAGCCGACCAGAAGAAGCAGAAACUCGGCGGUGGCCAUCCAACCGUCGUCAACUGCAUCUGGGGACACUCUUCCGUACAUGGUGGUAUUCCGAGGGACUGGCCCCAUAGACAAUACAGAUCGCGCGGAGGAAGUGCUUAAUGAGAUAUCUGCCUCACUACGACUUCUCUUGCUUAACUUUGCGCAGUCGGAUGUCUCUAACGAAAAGUACGCCGCACACCGAGCGAUUGCUCGCUCAUCGCGAACCGAUGCGGUGCGUCUUGCGCUGUAUUUGAUACGUUCCCUGGCAGCAGUUAGUAUGGCCCUCCUAGUUAACGCCACUGCAAAUGAGAGUGAGGAGGGGUUACUUCACGUUCGUGAGGUUGUUACCAGACACUUCGUGGCACUGCGCCGUCAGUUUAACUCAAUCGCUGCACCAGCAAUAUCAAAUGGGAGUGUUACAAAUGUGAUGGUGCGUACAGCUUCGCUUGUGCAAUGCUUCGGUGGUUUGGUUGCUGCAAUGCCCUGUGUUAACGGCAACGGUCGAAAAACGUCCCGGGGUGAUAACAAGAGCGCAUCUGAAACACUCGGUGAUGUUAACGAAGGGGAACGAGUUGACGUCGGAAGUGUCGCUCGUUGGCUCUUGUGCAAUGCAAUCAACCUGGAAUUCAUACAACAGACUGUGGCACCGACCGUGGCGGUUGCCAUGCGAUGCGGCAGACGGUCGGAAAAGCUCAGUACACUGGCAACGCAGGUUGCCUACGUUCUCCGUGAGCAAUUGGAAGCACGUCGACACGACUACGACACCGCCCGCGCACACGCCGACGAUGAAAACGCAGCGGUGAAUGUAUCGCCAUUAGAGGGAAGGAAGAAGCUAAGAAAGAUUAGCAGGGACAAGAGCAAUAACGGCAACUGUGACAGGUGUACUGGGAGUUUUGUUACUGUUGAUGAUGCUCUUUUCGCCCUGACCACAGUGGCAGAGGAGAUAAAAAAUGCCAGAAAGGAUGAGUUGGCGCGUCGUGAUACAACGAACACUCUCCGAAAGAGGGCCCGCAGUGCGGAUGAAAGUUACCCUAAGGGGAAUAAAAGAGCAAGGACCUCGCGGAGGUAA
Messenger RNA from Trypanosoma brucei brucei TREU927, 11706 nucleotides. RefSeq lists its product as hypothetical. The record is from RefSeq and is a predicted model, not a curated record. Gene Ontology annotation, cellular component: 90S preribosome; small-subunit processome; nucleolus. The transcript has a single exon. Lineage: Eukaryota; Euglenozoa; Kinetoplastea; Trypanosomatida; Trypanosomatidae. The coding region runs from base 1 to 11706 and encodes 3901 amino acids.